UCGUCAACCUCCCACCGUAAGUAUGGGCAAGUUCGACGCCCUCCGUCGAUUACUCCCUUCUUGCUUCUUCCCCACCUCACAAACCAACGCCGCCACCGCCACAACCACCACCAAGAAACGCCUCAGCACCUCGCUCCGGGAAGAUCUACCCGACUACACUGAACAAGAUAGUCACAAGAAUCAAGACCGAGACUCCCAGGCAUCCUCCACCUCCAAUGAUAGCGUUCCUGCUUCCAUCACCUCCAGUACUACCCCUCUUGCCCAGCCUCGCCCUUCCAGAUCGAUGGUGGUCGGCACCAUUUUCGGGCCCCGCCGCGGCCACGUCUGGUUUUGUGUCCAACAAGAUCGCCUCUCCUCCAGACCAACCGUCCUCCUCGAGCUUUCCAUCUUGACCAAUCAGCUCGUCAAAGAAAUGCGAGGCGGGCUCGUUCGUAUCGCCCUCGAGUGCGACAAGUCCGAGCUAGGGUCGUGCCCGCUCCGCUCGGUUCCCGUCUGGACCAUGCACUGCAACGGCCUCAAGCUCGGGUUCGCGGCCAAGAGAAAGGCAAGCGAGCGGGUCAGAUCGAUGCUGAAGACCAUGCAAUCCACGACGGUGGGAGCAGGAGUCAUACCGGCAGGGUUCGGGUCUUCGGGGUCGGAGGAGAUAAUUUACAUGAGGGCUAAUUAUGAGCAUGUGGUGGGGAACUCGGACUCGGAGUCGUUCCACCUCAUAAACCUGGACGAGUGCAGUACUGGUCAAGAAUUCAGCGUGUUCUUGCUUAGGUCCAGGAAUGGGAAAUUCCUUUGAAUGGAGAAAGAGGUAUUUUCAGUACACAAAACUGGUUAUUUACGUUGUGGUAGGCAUCGUAUGUUCAUCUUGGGAAUAGAAAAUUAGGGUUUUCAGUUUUGGGUAACCCUUGCAAUCAAGGUGCUUGAAAAUUUUUUGUUUUCUUGCACCUGAAUCUGACGUUUUGGAUUCAUUGUUAUUGGAUUUUCUUUUAGGAAGAGCUGGGAAUCAAGGAUCACUAGUUAUGUUAAGAAGAUGAUGAGUUUUCUCGGGUUAAGUCCAAAGGAAUAUUGGUCUUUUGCAGACCAUGAAAUCGCA
This is a messenger RNA of Juglans regia (Persian walnut), 1084 nucleotides long. Its product is annotated as protein MIZU-KUSSEI 1-like. The record is from RefSeq and is a predicted model, not a curated record. Gene Ontology annotation, biological process: hydrotropism. NCBI's taxonomy places the organism in Eukaryota, Viridiplantae, Streptophyta, Magnoliopsida, Fagales, Juglandaceae. The transcript has a single exon. The coding region runs from base 23 to 787 and encodes 254 amino acids.